AGAUGUCAUCAUUGCCAAGAAGAGCAAAAGUACAGGUUCAGACUACAGUAUUGAAAGAUGGAUUUCCUUUCUUCUCUGAGUUGUAAGAAUAUUGGUUUAAUAUGGGAUCAUCUGCCUCUGAAGAUGACAAGGAAGAUAGUGCCUGGGAGCCCCAAAAGCAAGUUCCUAGAACCCGUAAGCAGCCUGCUCCCAAGGAAUCUAAACCAAAGAGGGUAUCUCGGGUGAAGAAUAUGCCACAGAUGAGUGAUGGCUCAGAAGGCAUUGCUGUCAAAGAGGAGCUGAAUAGCUCUGUGGCUAUUGCUGAUGUUGAUCUGGAAGACAGAAAAAAUAAAUCAGAUACUGUACAGACACUAAAAACAGUGAAGACAAAACGGAAAAAGUCAGCUGAGCCACUUUCAGCGUAAAGGACUAAAAAGCUGAAAAUUGAAGAAGAAACGAGCAAAAUUGGAAGCUUAGAGGGUGGGAAUACCAGUACAGAGACACCAUCCACAAGCACCAUGUGGCAAAGUACAUGCAAGAAGGAAAAGAAGGAUGAUGACUUUACAUUUGUUCCGUCCUCUUUUAAGAUAAUGAAGACUGAAAGGUAUCCUCGGGGGCAGCCUGUCAGGGCUCCAGCAGAUGCCUAUAAUAUUAGAGAAGAGAUCCAAAUGCACUGGGAUAUAGUACAGGUUUUAUCUGAGAGAACUAACACUCAAAUUUGGGUUUGUGCCAAUAUCAUUCGUCUCUUUAAUGACGAUAACACAAUUCCCUUCAUUAUACGGUAUCGAAAAGAGCUGAUUAAUAAUCUUGAUGCUGAUGCUUUGAGAGAAGUUCGACAAACACUGGAAGAGCUACGGGCUGUUGCAAAGAAGGUUCAUAGUACAAUCCGGAAAAUAAAGAAGGAGGGGAAGAUGUCUGAGUACUUGUUAAAAGCUUUGCUGACCUGUAAAACUUUUGAAGAAUUAGAACAUGUGUCUGCUCCAUAUAAAACUGGGAGCAAAGGCACCAAAGCACAGAGAGCAAAACAGUUGGGAUUAGAAGGAGCAGCCAAGACACUACUUGAGAAUCCAGGGCAGCUCAAUCUGCUGUCUCACAUUAAACCUGGUGUUAAAGGGCUUUCGUCACUCCAGGAUAUUGAAGUAGGAGUGCAGCAUAUUUUAGCAGACAUGAUUGCUAAAGACAAAGAGACGCUUGAUUUUAUUCGACAAUUAUGCCAAAGUAGAGGUGUUUGUAUCCAGUCAUCUCUGGCAAAAGUGUCCUCCACAAAGGUAAAUGAGAAAGAUGUCGAUAAGUUUCUUCUCUACCAGAAUUUUUCAUGCAACAUAAGAAACAUCCAACAUCAUCAGAUUCUGGCAAUUAACCGUGGAGAAAAUUUGAAGAUCCUGACAGUUAAAAUCAACAUUCCCGAUGGAGUCAAGAGUGAAUUCUGUAGGUGGUACAUCCAAAAUAGGUGGAGACAAUGUGGCUUUGCAAGGCCGGAGUUAAUGCAGAUCUUAAAUAAUUCACUAGAUGAUUCCUUUAAACGCCUUAUUUAUCCUCUUCUCUGUAGAGAGUUUAGAGCCAAACUAACAUCAGAUGCAGAGAAAGAAUCAGUAAUGAUGUUUGGACGCAACCUUCGUCAGCUCCUCUUAACAAGCCCUGUACCAGGACGCACCUUAAUGGGAGUGGAUCCUGGUUAUAAAAAUGGUUGCAAAUUAGCUAUAAUUUCUUCUCCCAGUCAAAUACUUCAUACUGAUGUGGUUUACUUGCAUUGUGGACAAGGCUUCCAAGAGGCAGAGAAAAUAAAGAAGCUUUUGCUGGAUUACAACUGCAGUACAGUGGUGAUUGGAAAUGGAACUGCUUGCCGGGAAACAGAAGCUUACUUUGCCGACCUGAUAAUGAAAAAUUACUUUGCGCCACUGGAUGUUGUUUACUGUAUUGUCAGCGAAGCAGGAGCAUCAAUCUACAGUGUCAGCCCUGAAGCUAUCAAAGAGAUGCCAGGGCUGGACCCUAAUUUGAGAAGUGCAGUUUCCAUAGCAAGGCGUGUACAAGAUCCAUUAGCUGAGCUAGUGAAAAUUGAGCCCAAGCACAUUGGAGUUGGAAUGUAUCAGCAUGAUGUAUCUCAGACUUUACUUAAGGCAACACUGGACAGUGUUGUAGAAGAAUGUGUCAGCUUUGUGGGAGUGGAUAUUAACAUCUGUUCAGAAGUUUUGUUAAGGCAUAUCGCAGGACUUAAUGCCAACAGGGCCAAAAAUAUCAUUGAAUGGCGAGAGAAAAAUGGGCCCUUCAUCAACCGAGAGCAGCUGAAGAAAGUGAAAGGGAUGGGUCCAAAAUCCUUCCAGCAGUGUGCAGGCUUCAUCAGAAUUAACCAAGAUUAUAUCCGAACAUUUUGCAGUAGUGAGCAAAGUGAGCCUUCAGACCAAAUUCAAGGAGUUGCUGUGACGUCUUCAGCAGGUGUUGAGGUCACAAAUGAGAAGCAGAGCAAAAAGAAGCGCAAAACUACAGUGAAUGUUUCACUAAAGCCAAAUCCUUUGGACCAAACUUGUAUUCAUCCAGAAUCAUGUGACAUAGCAAUAGAUUUUGAUAAGCCAGAUUUCAAGAGAAGCAUAGUGUGCUUGGAAGAUCUGCAAGUUGGGGCAAUUCUUACAGGCAAAGUCGAGAAUGCCACUCUGUUUGGAAUUUUUGUGGAUAUAGGAGUGGGGAAAUCAGGGCUGAUUCCCAUACGAAAUGUAACAGAAGCAAAACUUUCUAAAACAAAGAAGAGAAGGAGCCUAGGACUAGGCCCUGGAGAAAAAGUGGAGGUCCAAGUGCUCAGUGUUGACAUCCCCCGCUCUAGGAUUACUCUGGACCUCAUCCGGGUGUUGUGAGUGUCCUGCUGAAAACUAAACACUGUUUCUGUUCCCUCCUUUUAUUAAAGGCUGACAAAGAUAAGUCAGAUUUUUAUAAGUUUUAGAUAGUUGAUGAGAAAAUAUUCACUUAAUAUCAGAAAUAUCUUCCAAACAUGUUCUUUAUUUUUCCUUCUGAAUAAAUAGGAAACUAAUAGUUUGAUUUAUUUUCCCCUUAAA
Messenger RNA from Nycticebus coucang (slow loris), 3023 nucleotides. Its product is annotated as S1 RNA-binding domain-containing protein 1-like. Gene Ontology annotation, molecular function: mRNA binding; structural constituent of ribosome. Gene Ontology annotation, biological process: nucleobase-containing compound metabolic process; translation. NCBI's taxonomy places the organism in Eukaryota, Metazoa, Chordata, Mammalia, Primates, Lorisidae. The record is from RefSeq and is a predicted model, not a curated record.